UAUCAUUUCAACUCAAAUUCUUAAGCUAAUAAGUUUUAGAGUCUUCUUUGUUAUAUGUAUAUAGAUAUUUUUAUCGAAAGAAAAAGUUAAGGCAAAAAGUUUAUUGAUCUAUAACAUUCUCAAUUUAUAUACUGUUCAACUUGUCUAUUUCAAUACAAGGUGGUGAUACUCCUCCAAUGGAUACUUGAACUACACAAGGCUAAACAUCACUAUCAAUCAAACAAAUAUUGAUUAAAAAUUAGAUACUGAAAUAACAUUUGCAAGGAAAGAACAGAAAAUUUUCUCUGAGGACCCUUUCUUAUGUUUACUGCUAAUAUGUCGUUUUUAUGUAUAAAAAGUGAAGCCAGCCUGGGAGAAUUGUACUAGGAAGGUUUUCUUCGGUGAAAACAUUGGAUUUUUCGUAUAAAUUUAGAUACUAUAUGUUGUUCCUCAUCAUUACUUUGGUGUAUUAAAAUUCUUAUCUCUUCUCUAAUGUCAACACUCAUCUUCAAUAAAUUUGAAGUUGCGGCUUUAGUCUUCGUCGGUAGGAUUCAAACCUUAGAUGUAUUUUUGUUUUCAUCUCAUUCUAAUAUUCUGUGUUUGUUUUUUUAUUCUGUCACAAGAUUUCUAACUCAGCGUUUUGUUUCAGUUGUGCUUUCAAUAGUAGUGAAGGUAGGUAUUCUGAUUUAUGUGUGUCAGAAAAGACAACAGGUUCGUAACAGAUUAAGUGCAGAUUCGGAAUUUCUGACACUGACCAUGGAUAAAUUUCUGAAUGACAUGGGAAGAGAGAAACCAACGAGGUUCACCGAUCAGCAGCUAAGGAUUGCAACAGAUAACUUCUCUAACUUGUUGGGGUCAGGAAGUUAUGGAUCUGUUUACAAGGGAGUUUUCAGUAAUGGAACAGUGGUGGCUGUGAAGGUUCUAAAUGGGAGUUCAGACAAAAAAAUUGAAGAGCAGUUCAAGGCAGAAGUAGGAACAAUUGGAAGAAUUCAUCAUUUCAAUCUGGUUAGGCUCUAUGGAUUUUGCUUUGAAAGAAAUAUGAUAGCACUGGUUUAUGAGUACAUGGGAAAUGGCUCUCUUGACAGGUAUUUGGUGAAUGACACAAACAACUUAGGAUAUGAAAAGCUUCAUGAGAUUGCAGUUGGUACAGCCAGAGGAAUAGCUUAUCUGCAUGAAGAGUGCCAACAAAGAAUAGUCCAUUAUGACAUAAAACCAGAAAAUAUUCUCUUGGAUGGGAAUUUCAACCCUAAAGUUGCUGAUUUUGGCUUAGCCAAGCUCUGCAACAGGGAAAAUACUCAUCUGACCUUGACAAAGGGUAGAGGAACUCCUGGUUAUGCUGCACCAGAACUUUGGAUUCCUAAUUUUCCUGUGACUCACAAGUGUGAUGUUUAUAGUUUUGGAGUACUGCUAUUUAAAAUCAUUGGCAGGAGAAGAAACACUGUUGAGGAACUUGCUGAAAGUGAAGAGUGGUUUCCAAUGUUGGUUUGGAAAAAAUUUGACACUGGAAAACUGGGGGAGUUAAUAAUAAAGUGUGGGAUAGAGCAGAAAAGUAGAGACAUUGCAGAAAGAAUGGCUAAGGUAGCUUUGUGGUGUGUGCAAUAUAGGCCAGAAUUCAGGCCUGUAAUAGGUCUUGUGGUGAAAAUGCUGGAAGGCUCAGUGGAAAUUCCAGAACCUAUGAACCCAUUUCAGCACAUGAUGGGUGAGAUUUUCAUUGCACAUCCAGUUCAAGAAUCACAGACUUAUACAACAACUACUUUGUCUGGUUCUAUUAUGGUAACUGACUCCAACAUGCUACGUUCUACUCCUAUAAUGAGCAAGUAUGAGAUUGAAAUAGCCCCUGCCACUUUGUGAUGGAUGAAAUAUGCUGUUUGAUGAAAGUUUUCCAUGGGAUGAAUAAAUUGUUAAAUAUUCUACUUUGGUGAA
Vigna unguiculata (cowpea) is the source of this 1902-nucleotide messenger RNA. RefSeq names its product rust resistance kinase Lr10-like. The record is from RefSeq and is a predicted model, not a curated record. Gene Ontology annotation, molecular function: protein kinase activity; ATP binding. Lineage: Eukaryota; Viridiplantae; Streptophyta; Magnoliopsida; Fabales; Fabaceae. Gene Ontology annotation, biological process: protein phosphorylation.